Molecule: messenger RNA, 2252 nt
Organism: Anopheles stephensi (Asian malaria mosquito)
Lineage: Eukaryota; Metazoa; Arthropoda; Insecta; Diptera; Culicidae
Exons: 3
Coding region: 162-2114 (650 amino acids)
Biological process (GO): resolution of meiotic recombination intermediates; double-strand break repair via homologous recombination
Cellular component (GO): nuclear body; RecQ family helicase-topoisomerase III complex
Molecular function (GO): nucleotide binding
Source: RefSeq, a predicted model, not a curated record
GACAGUUGUAACAAAAUGUAAACAAAGCUGGAUGAAAGUAGACCCACUCAAACGUGCCUCAUUAGCUGUGCAAUUUCGGUUGUUUUUAUGCAUUUUAUCGCAUUUUACCGUACAGAAAGAUUCAUCCGUUUAGUGCUAAGUGCCAUUAGCCCGUUUCCGAAAUGAUACAGAACGAAAACAACCGUGCCCAGAUGGUGAAGAUGCGGAUGGUGCGCGAGUUCAACAUAAAGGUGAUCGACAAGUGGUUGUCCGAAUGUGUGUCCUUCUGUCUGUCGGACAAUCCGAAAAUUUCCAACGAAGGCCUUUUCCAGUUCGCGUUCAGCCAGUGGCUGCUGGCGGAUUUGAACGAGAUUGGCAUCGCGGUGCUACCGGCCGGGAUGGAUUUGAAGGUGGAGCACCACACGAUGAAUGGCUCGUUUCCGGUACAGAUGCAGUAUCUGAUCGAUAUCUCGGAACCGGCCUACGAUCAGUGGAGAGAUUUGUACGACAAAAAGCUGGACGAGGCAGACGAUGAGGUGCAAAGGAGAAAAAAUCAAGCACCGAACGUAAAAAAACGAAGAAUGUUAAAACUCGAACUGACGGAUGGCAAGCAAACGGUCAUAGCGAUGGAACACAGCGCAAUCAGUUGUCUCAACACGAAGCUAGCACCCGGCGUGAAACUGCUCCUAACCGGACCGAUGCGCUGCAUCAACAAAGUGAUCUUCCUCGAGGCACGAAACGUCCGUGUGCUCGGCGGAGAGGUCGAUGUGCUGCUGAUAACAAAUGCGUACGAAAAUGUGCUGCUGCGCGCGCUAAACAAACCCGCUAACCCCAAUCCGAAGUUGGAUUACGCAGAGGCGGAAGUAUCGGAUGGAAAGCACCGUCCAAAUCACAGCACAAUCCAAUCGAUUCCGAUGGGACGAAAUGGACCACCGGCGGCUCCUGCUUCGGCGCGCAAGGGAAGCCAACGGAAAUCACCCACCGUGGUAGAGGACGAUGUGGAUGAUGAUUCGCUGCUGAUGGGGAUCGAUUUGGAUGUGAUCGAGGCGACGCAACCAAAGCCCGAUCAGGUACCAACCGUUAGCACGCUGAUGGACGAUGACGAUAUGGAUGAUCUUGUGCAGCUGGUGGACGUUCGUAGUGAACCGGAAAUUAUGCACCACCAGGUAUCGUCCACCAAACACUCACAAUCAUCACCGGGUGGAACGGUACCGUCACGUGCAAAGCCAACGUUUGAUGAUGGACUGUUUGAGGAUGACAUCGAUAUGAUGAACGAUCUGGAGGAUGAAAUUCGAAAUGAGCUACAAAUGUUUGAACCGCCGUGUCCACCACCGGACGAGCAACGGGAAGAAAUGGAUCCUCCAAAGGCGAAGAAAGCUAGACCAUCGGAUGAGUAUCGAGCAGAGCAGACGAUAGCUGAAGCACCCAAAACACCCUCACUAAUGUCCCGGUUACCGACCGCGCCCGCACGUAAUGAGCACAGAUCCACCGACAGAAAGGAAGCACCUGAACCACAACCUUCUACAAGCAAAGCGUUCCACCAAUUCAACACAUCCGACCUGUUCGAGGAUAGCAUGGAGUGUGCGGACGCUGUAGGUUUCGCUAAUGAGUCGAGCGCGUUUAAAAUACUCUCGCCCAACUACAAGCAUCGCAUCGACGGUACAAGCUUGGUUACAGUCGAGCAAAUUAUGGCCCUACCGGAAGCGUACCGGUCCGAUGCCAGUUUCGUCGUUUACUGCGAAGUGGAGGGAGUCAUCGAACAGCCCCGCAUACGGAAAGAAAAAUGGCACCUCAGCAUCGAGCUAACGGACCAUUCGAACGUGUUUCUGCCGGUACGGUUGCACGAUAGCGUGAUCAGCAGCAUGGUACGGCACGACGCCGGCGAGUUGAUGCGGAUGCGCAAAACCGAUCGGGAAGGUGUGAUGCAGCUGCUCGAAACGAUUUUGAGCGAUUUUAAGGAACUGCUGCAGGACAUCAAAUGCUUCUGGCGGAUAGUUUACCAGCCGGAUGAUCAAUCCGUUUCGCAGGGACCGCCGGUGGUGGUGGAAACGUACGAGAUGAAUGAUGAGCGGGGAGCAAUACUGUUGGAUAAGAUUAUCCAGGAAAACUGUAGCCAGUUAAGGAAAAUGUUGUAGAACGAUGGAAAGUGGUAAAGAAAAGCAUACGCACACACAAAAACACACACACACAUUCCCGAAAAUGAACAAACUCUAACGCGUCUGUCGGUUUCGUUUUUUUGUUAUAUUUAUUAUAAAUUGUAAAGUGCUUUUAAA